Molecule: messenger RNA, 489 nt
Organism: Candidula unifasciata
Lineage: Eukaryota; Metazoa; Mollusca; Gastropoda; Stylommatophora; Geomitridae
Source: the annotation of a GenBank genome assembly
AUGAGGGUGGAGAAGUGUUUCGUUUGUUCGGCACCCAUAUAUCCAGGCCAUGGGAUGGCCUUUGUUAGGAAUGAUAGCAGGAUGUUCAGGUUCUGUCGGUCAAAAUGUCACAAGUUUUUCCAGAAGAAACGCAAUCCCAGGAAGGCUAAAUGGACUAAAGCAUUUAGGAAAGCUGCAGGAAAGGAGUUGAGAGUGGACCCUGCUCUGGAGUUUGAGAAAAAUCGAAAUGAACCAGUCAAAUAUAGCAAAGAGCUAUGGGACAACACCGUGAAAGCAAUCAAGAAGAUAGAGGAAAUUAGGACCAGGAGACAGGACCAUUACAUCGCCAGCAGGUUAAAGAAAGGCAAGGAGAUCCGCAAGUUGGCCGAUACAGUGGAAGUGGAGAAGAGUAUUCAUCUUAUCAGGCCCCCAGCAGCUGCCCUCAAGCAGAAGAAGCAGAUGGUCGAGGUGGUGAUGGAACGAGAUGUGGAUUCAAUGGAUGUCAACUGA